Puccinia graminis f. sp. tritici CRL 75-36-700-3 is the source of this 2070-nucleotide messenger RNA. RefSeq lists its product as uncharacterized. The transcript has a single exon. NCBI's taxonomy places the organism in Eukaryota, Fungi, Basidiomycota, Pucciniomycetes, Pucciniales, Pucciniaceae. Bases 1 to 2070 code for a protein of 689 amino acids. The record is from RefSeq and is a predicted model, not a curated record.
AUGGCUUCCACCGGUACCUUAUCACUAGUGAACUCACAAUCCGCUAGAGAUCCAGAGGUCCAAGUCCAAGCUCGCCCAGUUGACAACAAAUUCCCCUCAAAUUGCGACCCAAGUUUUCAGAACGCACCAGAACUUGCACGCCCGACUUGGACUGCCGUCACUCUCAGCCAUGAGGCCUCUCCAUCUCAACAGGAAUCACACGAAGCGUUCCAUCCUACUAUCGACACAAGUCAUUUAGAUGCAACAGAUUUCAACACUUCCAAUCAUCGGCAUGGCCUACCAUCCAGUCGAUCUUCUAGCUCUCUGGCAUCUUCCUUCAACACAGUCAUACAUUUAAGCUCAAGUACCAUUGCCAAUCCGACCCCUACAUCCCAAGUUGCGCAAGGUUCAUUUCUCGAGUCCAGAUCUGACUCUUCUCAGCUAUUGACAGAACUUGCCGCCAAGACAACCCAUGAAAACUCAUCGGAUUCUAAUCCUGACGAUAUCAAUCAUGCCAACCUUGCCGAUGGCAAAGCUGCCAAGAUUCAAUUUCAUAAUGUGGUCCGCAUCUCAGGCGGGAUCACAUCUAGUCCAAAGCGGAAAAGAGAAAGCAAGCAAGUCAAGCAAGUCCCCAAGAAGAUCACCAUCCACCGUCAUCGCCCGCCAUCGAUUGCUGAACACACAUCAAGCACAUCUCGUUCUCCUACAGGGCGCUCGAGUUUUGGGAACGGGUCGCCAAGCUAUCCCCAUCGCAUGACCUCUCCAAAUCGCGCUUCUACCCCUGACUCACGAUCGACUCUUUCUGGAGAAAUCAGAAGAUUUGAUACCCGAGAUUCCUCCUCAUCACCUGUUAGUCAAUCUUUCCAAACCAACAGACAGAGUACGUUGAGGCCCGGGCCACCUUCUGCGAGAUCAUCUUUCAGUCGCCGGUCUCGCACUGAGUCGACCUCCCCAUCAAACGCCAAUCAGCAACAUGCUCAUGUGGGGUCACAUCCCUCGUUAGCCCUUUCUUUCGCCAGGACAGCCUCGAUGUCGAGCUCCUUUACUGGCUCUGGUACUUACUCAGCAACGAUCAUCUCGAGAUCAAGUUCUCCAGCCAGCAGUCUCUACCUCCCUCUCAGGGUUCCGAUAGUCCGAGCUCCAGCACCCUUCUUCGGCCCGACGGCCGAAAGAGUUGCUCGAGUCAGAGAGCGUCGCCAAGUAGCCCAACGGGAUGCCGAGAGAGCCAAGGGAGGAUGGAAGGCCUGGUGGAAUAACUGGUACUAUCAAUCCGACAGUUUGACCGCUCGAAAGGGAAAGGGCAAGCAAGACUCAACGAGCGCUACGGACGAGAAUAAUAACCAAGGCCACUCGCAUUACCAUUCACAUUCUCUUGAUAACAGCGAUUCAGACGAUGGAUCUUGUUAUCAUGAUGUAAUUCUCGAACAUGAGCGCAAGAAGUUGGAGCGCAAGUUAAGAAGAAUCAAGCAGAUUAGACCGUCGAUCGAUCGAAAGAAUGCACGAUCGGGGUCUUCGACACAUCAGAGCAAGAGGAAGAGACCUAAUCCUGAGAAAGCUGAUUCGAAGGCCUCCCAGUCCUGGCUGUCGUGGGCCUCCAGCAUCAUCGUCGGUUUGCCCCCCUCGCCCGCUCAUCCGCUCCUACCACCACCUCCUGGCUCCGGGAUCUUGCGUCGGCCCAGGCUGACGACGACUUCAAUCUUACCGGGAAAACCAAUCUUACCAAUAGUCAGCGAUCCGACUUACCUUUCCAAUUCAGAUCCCAGGCCGACUGGUUAUCUCAACGUUCCGGAGGUAGAUAGUAGGACACCUUUACUCGCUCGACCUCCACUGGUCUCUAGCUACGGUAAUCUUCCCCCCGAACCUCCUAGCUCCUCGGACCCAUUUCAAUCAUCGUCCUCUCACAUCAAAACUCCGACCGAUGCUAGGUUUGGCUUGGCUCCUCGGAGAUGGUUCACUGUUCGUUGGUGGACUUGGAAGGUUCAAACUAUCUGUCGGACUUGUUACCUUGAACUUAAAUCUAGACUCGUCGGUCUCUUUCAUGUCGAUUGGGAUUCCGAUGAACGAAGGUAUGAGGGAUGGGAAAAUGUCUAA